Molecule: messenger RNA, 709 nt
Organism: Periconia digitata
Lineage: Eukaryota; Fungi; Ascomycota; Dothideomycetes; Pleosporales; Periconiaceae
Source: the annotation of a GenBank genome assembly
ACUCUACUUGCCCACGAUUCAAAAGAAGAAGAAAAUAUAUAUAUAUAUAAUGUCUCCCCCAUUCUCCCUUCCUUCUAUCGUUCCCCUCCUCCAUAUCUGUUCAAUCUAUCCGGUCUUCACAUCGCCAAUUCCUCACUCUCCAUAACACCUCUCUCUAAUUCCCCACCACCCGAAAGACAGAAAGAAAAGAAAAAUGCACUUCAACACCACCCUCUCCUCCCUCCUCCUCCUCCCCCUCCUCUCCCUCGCAUCCCCAAACUCCACAUCCCCCGCAACAAAACCCCUAACACGCCACGUAAUCUCAGCCGCGCAAGCGCAAACCGUCAUCGCCUCAGCCCUCUCGCAAGCCGCGAAGCUAUCGGUGCAGCAAAACAUCGCCGUCGUCGACCCAUCGGGGCUGCUAGUUGCUUUCCAGCGCAUGGACAACGCGUAUAUCGGCAGCAUCGACAUCAGCAUGAAGAAAGCGCGCACAUCGGUCCUGUUCAACGGCGGGCCGAGCGCCGCGUACUACGAUGCCGUGCAGCCUGGCGGGGAUUUGUUUGGAGUGGAUAGGACGAAUGGCGGGUUGGUUGUUUUUGGGGGCGGGCUUCCGGUGUACGUUGAUGGCGAGCUCGUUGGAGGGGUUGGUGUUAGUGGUGGGACGGUUGAAGAAGAUGUUUCUGUUGUGACGGCUGCGGUGGAGGGAUUGCAGGGCAAGGAGCAAUAUUGA